Molecule: messenger RNA, 8479 nt
Organism: Ochotona princeps (American pika)
Lineage: Eukaryota; Metazoa; Chordata; Mammalia; Lagomorpha; Ochotonidae
Gene: BAZ2B
Product: bromodomain adjacent to zinc finger domain 2B
Exons: 37
Coding region: 808-7269 (2153 amino acids)
Molecular function (GO): DNA binding; protein binding
Source: RefSeq, a predicted model, not a curated record
CACUGUUUUGUCCCGGGACCAUGUUGCGUCCUAAUAGCCACAGACUGUUGAAGAUUAAUUUAGUGGGUUUGUAGACCUCAAUAAAAUUCUCAGAUUAUACACAUAAAAAGUUUGGUUGAAGAUGGCUAAUCUGUGUUCCCUAAUCUCUCGUUUUCAUUUUGCAAACUUGAGUUUCCAAUUCUGUUUUCUGUGCCCUCUUCUUGUAAAACAAAACAUUUAAGUUUCUUAACUUUUUCCUGGGGCAGGGAAAGGUGCACUCAAAGCCCUAGUAUUCUUGGAAGGAAGAAGCACCCCCCUCCCUGGGCUUCUUUCGGAGCUGAUAGGUCAUUUAUUAUUGGAGCUGAAAUGGUAUAAACAAUUCUCUCUCUUUUUUCCCUUGUUAACAGCAACUUUCAUUGUUAGAGAGAGGAGAGAGAGAGAAGCCUUGUUGGUUGACGUCACUUGGUUCAUGAAGCCUUCGCCUAGAAGUGAAGCUGCUGAACAAACCUUGAGAAGAAUCAUCCCCUGCUUCAAUCUGCUGCUGGAUAGGAACUAAUCAGAGGGAGAGGCGGAAGACGGAGAAGGACGGCGUCCAGGGCUUUCCCGACCACAAAUCUCACCUCCGCUCCAACUCUUUAUACUUUUCUUGCAGAAAUUAUAGUAGAAAUAAGGAGGUUGGUGGGGUUUCCAAAAAAUCUUAACCUUCGGCCAUCUGGGGAAGGCAAAAAAAAAAAAAAAAAAAAAAAAAUCCCAUCCACCGCAACUCUCAGUUCGAAAGUAAAGGUUUUUCAACAGUAAUGUUACAACAUUGACUACUUUGAUCACAAUAUGGAGUCUGGAGAGCGGUUACCAUCCUCUACAGCCUCCUCUACAACCCCAACUGCAUCUUCUACACCUUCUGUGGCUUCUGCAGUUUCAAAAGGCGGCCUUUCCACUGGAGCUGCUUCACUUAGCUCUACAAUCAACACAUGUGGUGCAGAAUGGUGGCGAACUACAGAUGUCCAUACUCGCACAGGGGCAGCCUUCUUUCCACCAUUACUGGGAAUUCCACCACUGUUUGCUCCUCCAGCCCAGAAUCAUGAUUCAUCUUCAUUCCAUUCAAGGACUUCAGGAAAAAGUAAUCGAAAUGGUCCUGAAAAAGGUGUAAAUGGGUCAGUAAAUGGAAACAGUCCAUCAUCUGUAAUUGGUAUCAACACCACUGUCCUCUCUUCUACUGCUUCAAGCUCCCUGGGGCAAGCAAAAAGCACAAGCUCAGGUGGGGGAAAUCGAAAGUGCAAUCAGGAACAAAACAAAAACCAGCCUCUGGAUGCCAGAGCUGACAAAAUCAAAGAUAAGAAACCAAGGAAAAAAACCAUGGAAAGUUCUAGCAACAGUGACAGCGAGUCAGGCACCUCCUCAGACACCUCCAGUGAAGGCAUUAGUAGUAGUGAUUCUGACGAUCUAGAGGAAGAUGAAGAGGAAGAAGAUCAAAGUAUUGAAGAAAGUGAAGAUGAUGAUUCUGAUUCAGAGGGUGAAGCACAGCAUCAAAGUACCAGCCAGGUGCUAUUACAUGGCAUUGCAGACCCAAAAGCAGAUGGACAGAAAGCAGCUGAAAAAGCCCAGGAAAAAAGACUACACCAGCCAUUACCUCUUGUGUCUGAAUCCCAGACUCACCCAUCAUUCCAGUCCCAGCCGAAACAGCCUCAGGUUUUGUCACAGCAGCUUCCAUUUAUUUUCCAAAGCUCUCAGGCAAAGGAGGAAUCUGUGAACAAACACACCAGUGUCAUUCAGUCUACGGGAUUGGUGUCCAAUGUGAAACCCUUAUCUUUGGUAAAUCAAGCCAAAAAGGAAGCUUACAUGAAACUCAUAGUUCCUUCUCCUGAAGUACCUAAAGCAGGGAAUAAAAAUACCUCUGAAGAAUCUAGUUCUUUGACCAGUGAACUACGAUCCAAACGGGAACAAUAUAAACAGACAUUCCCAUCACAGUUAAAGAAACAGGAGUCAUCUAAGAGCCUGAAGAAGGUUAUUGCAGCUCUGUCAAAUCCAAAAGCAACCUCUAGCUCACCAGCACAUCCAAAACAAACAUUAGAGAACAGCCACCCUAAUCCAUUUUUGACAAAUGCACUUUUAGGUCAUCACCAACCAAAUGGAGUGAUUCAGAGUGUCAUUCAAGAAGCUCCGCUAGCACUUACUACCAAAACUAAAAUGCAGACCAAGAUCAAUGAAAACAUUGCUACUUCAAGUAGCACCCCUUUUUCCUCACCUGUAAAUCUGAGUACAAGUGGGAGAAGAACUCCUGGCAAUCAGCCACCUGCACUGCCCUCUACCUCCCCUAUACUGCAUAGUCAAGGGAAGGAAAAAGCAGUUGGCAAUAACGUGAACGUGGUGAAAACACAGCAUCACUCCCAUCAGGCACAGUCUUUAGUGGAGCAAUUUAGAGGAACAGAUUCAGACAUUCCCAGUAGUAAAGAUUCUGAAGACUCAAAUGAGGAUGAAGAGGAAGAUGAUGAGGAAGAAGAUGAGGAAGAUGAUGAAGAUGACGAAUCCGAUGACAGCCAAUCAGAAUCAGAUAGUAAUUCAGAAUCAGAGACAGAAGGAUCAGAAGAAGAGGAUGAUGAUGAUAAAGACCAAGAUGAAUCAGAUAGCGAUACUGAAGGAGAGAAAACUUCAAUGAAACUGAAUAAAACAACUUCUUCCUCUGUUAAAAGCCCUUGCAUCAGUCUCACAGCUCACUCAACACCUCGUAACCUCCACAUAGCAAAAGCCCCAGGCUCUGCUCCUGCUGCCUUAAGUUCUGAAUCCCAGUCACCUGCUUUUCUUGGCACAUCUUCUUCCACACUUACUUCAAGUCCACACUCUGGCACCUCAAAAAGAAGAAGAGUGGCAGAUGAGCGUGAACUGCAUAUUCCCUUGGAAUAUGGCUGGCAGAGAGAGACAAGAAUAAGAAACUUUGGAGGGCGCCUUCAAGGAGAAGUAGCGUAUUAUGCUCCAUGUGGGAAGAAGCUUAGGCAGUACCCUGAAGUAAUAAAGUAUCUCAGCAGAAAUGGAAUAAUGGAUAUCUCAAGGGACAAUUUCAGCUUCAGUGCAAAAAUAAGAGUGGGUGACUUCUAUGAAGCCAGAGAUGGACCACAGGGAAUGCAGUGGUGUCUUUUGAAAGAAGAAGAUGUCAUUCCGCGUAUCAGGGCAAUGGAAAGCCGGAGAGGAAGACCACCCAAUCCAGAAAGGCAGAGAGCAAGAGAAGAAUCCAGGUUGAAACGUCGAAAGGGCCGACCUCCAAAUGUGGGCAAUGCUGAAUUCCUGGAAAACACAGAUGCGAAAUUACUAAGAAAACUGCAAGCUCAAGAAAUAGCCAGGCAAGCAGCGCAGAUCAAGCUUUUGAGGAAACUUCAAAGGCAGGAACAGGCUCGGGUUGCCAAAGAAGCCAAAAAGCAACAAGCAAUAAUGGCUGCUGAGGAGAAGCGAAAGCAGAAGGAACAGAUCAAGAUCAUGAAGCAACAGGAAAAAAUUAAAAGGAUACAGCAAAUAAGGAUGGAAAAAGAACUUCGAGCCCAGCAAAUUCUAGAGGCUAAAAAGAAAAAGAAAGAAGAAGCAGCAAAUGCCAAAUUAUUGGAGGCCGAGAAACGAAUAAAGGAAAAGGAAAUGAGAAGACAACAGGCUGUCCUUCUGAAGCACCAGGAGUUGGAGAGGCAUAGACUAGAUAUGGAACGAGAGCGUAGGCGACAGCAUAUGAUGUUGAUGAAAGCAAUGGAGGCUCGUAAGAAGGCAGAAGAAAAAGAACGAUUGAAGCAAGAAAAACGUGAUGAAAAAAGAUUAAAUAAAGAACGCAAACUGGAGCAAAGAAGAUUAGAAUUAGAAAUUGCAAAGGAACUAAAGAAGCCAAAUGAAGACAUGUGCUUAGCAGACCAAAAGCCUUUGCCUGAAUUGCCUCGUAUUCCGGGACUUGUUCUGUCUGGAAGUACAUUUUCCGACUGUCUCAUGGUGGUACAGUUCUUACGAAACUUUGGUAAAGUUUUGGGCUUUGAUGUAAAUAUUGAUGUUCCCAACCUGAGCGUUCUUCAAGAGGGAUUGCUGAAUAUAGGGGACAGCAUGGGUGAAGUACAAGACCUGCUGGUGAGACUCCUCUCCGCUGCUGUGUGUGAUCCCGGUCUCGUAACAGGAUACAAGGCCAAAACAGCUCUUGGCGAUCACUUGCUAAAUGUCGGUGUGAAUCGGGACAAUGUGUCCGAGAUCCUGCAGAUUUUCAUGGAAGCCCACUGUGGACAAACCGAGCUCACGGAGAGCCUCAAGACAAAAGCCUUCCAGGCUCACACCCCAGCGCAGAAGGCCUCCAUCCUGGCCUUGCUCAUCAAUGAACUGGCCUGCAGCAAGAGUGUGGUGAGUGAAAUUGACAAGAAUAUUGAUUAUAUGUCAAACUUGAGAAGAGAUAAAUGGAUGGUAGAAGGUAAACUUCGCAAACUCAGAAUCAUUCAUGCGAAGAAAACGGGCAAACGAGACACGUCGGGUGGAAUUGACCUUGGGGAGGAGCCGCAUCCCCUGGGCACACCAACUCCAGGGCGCAAGCGAAGAAGGAAGGGAGGGGAUAGUGACGAUGAUGACGACGAUGACGAUGACAGCGAUGACCAAGCUGACGAGGAUGAGGAGGAUGAAGACGAUAAAGAAGACAAAAAAGGAAAGAAGACCGACAUCUGUGAAGAAGAGGAUGAAGGUGACCAAGCAGCAAGUGUUGAAGAACUGGAAAAACAGAUUGAAAAGCUGAGUAAACAACAGAGUCAGUACAGAAGGAAGCUCUUCGAUGCUUCUCAUUCGCUGCGUUCCAUGAUGUUUGGCCAGGACCGCUACAGACGCCGGUACUGGAUUCUUCCCCAGUGUGGGGGGAUUUUUGUAGAAGGCAUGGAGAGUGGUGAAGGACUAGAAGAAAUUGCAAAAGAGAGAGAAAAACUAAAAAGAGCAGAAAGUAUCCAAGUCAAAGAAGAAACAUUUGAGACCUCUGGGGACACUUUAAAUUGUUCAAAUACAGAUCACUGUGAGCAAAAGGAAGAUCUUAAAGAAAAAGAUAACACGAAUCUGUUUCUUCAGAAACCUGGCUCUUUCUCCAAACUAAGCAAGCUUUUGGAAGUAGCCAAGAUGCCUCCUGAGGCAGAGGGAAUCACCUCCAAACCGAAUGCUAGUGCCAACGGGUGUACAUUGUCUUAUCAAAGUAGUGGGAAACACCCGGUGGGCGGGAGCCCAUCAACCACCUCACAAAGCAACGUGGAAAAGACAGACUCUAAUAACCUGUUUAGUACUGGUGCAAGCGGGCCAGGGAAGUUCUACAGCCCUCUCCCCAACGACCAGCUGUUAAAAACACUGACAGAGAAGAACAGACAGUGGUUCAGCCUUUUGCCAAGAACACCUUGUGAUGACACAUCGCUGACCCACGCUGAUCCACCUGCUGCUGCUUCCGCCACUCCUCAGUCUCAGCCACCCUCCAAGUCGCCGUCACCUGCCCCAGCACCUCUUCUUGGAUCAGCUUCUGCUCAGAAUGCUGUCGGUCUAAGUCCAUUUGCUUUAUCACCCCUUCAGGUGAAAAGCGGAGUGUCCAUGAUGGGACUUCAGUUUUGUGGGUGGCCCACAAGUGUACUUGCUUCCAAUAUUCAAUUUACGUCACCCUUACCUAGUCUAGGACCAGGACUGGGUUUAUCGGAAGGAAAUGGUAAUUCAUUCCUGACUUCCAAUGCUGCUUCUAGUAAAAGCGAAUCUCCAGUACCACAGAGUGAAAAGACAUCUUCAGUUCAGCCUGCUGCUGUUGAAGUAGCAAAACCUGUAGAUUUUCCUAGUCCAAAGCCUAUUCCAGAAGAGAUGCAGUUUGGUUGGUGGAGAAUUAUUGACCCAGAGGACCUGAAAACUUUGCUCAAAGUGCUACAUCUUAGAGGAAUCAGAGAAAAGGCAUUACAGAAACAAAUUCAGAAACACCUGGAUUAUAUUACUCAGGCCUGCAUCAAGAAUAAGGAUGUUGCUAUUAUUGAAUUAAAUGAAAAUGAAGAAAACCAGGUAACUCGAGAUACUGUGGAGAACUGGUCGGUGGAAGAACAAGCCAUGGAGAUGGAUCUGAGCAUUCUUCAGCAGGUAGAAGAUCUAGAAAGGAGAGUUGCAUCAGCAAGUUUGCAAGUGAAGGGUUGGAUGUGUCCAGAGCCCGCAUCAGAAAGGGAGGACUUGGUAUAUUUUGAACAUAAGUCAUUUACUAAAUUGUGCAAGGAGCAUGAUGGAGAAUUUACUGGCGAAGAAGAAAGCAGUGCACAUGCACUAGAGCGGAAGAGUGACAACCCCCUAGAUAUAGCUGUAACCAGGCUGGCUGAUUUGGAGCGGAACAUUGAAAGAAGGUAUCUGAAGAGCCCCUUAAGUACCACCAUUCAGAUCAAACUGGAUAAUGUGGGCACAGUUACUGUCCCUGCUCCUGCACCAUCCAUUAGUGGUGAUGGUGACGGAACUGAAGAGGAUAUUGCCCCAGGGCUCAGGGUAUGGAGAAGGGCAGUGUCAGAAGCCCGCAGUGCUGCACAGGUAGCUCUGUGCAUUCAGCAGUUACAGAAAUCAAUAGCAUGGGAAAAAUCAAUUAUGAAAGUUUACUGCCAAAUCUGUCGGAAAGGUGACAACGAAGAGCUGCUUCUGCUUUGUGAUGGCUGUGACAAAGGCUGUCAUACCUACUGCCACAGACCCAAGAUUACAACCAUUCCAGAUGGGGACUGGUUCUGUCCCGCAUGCAUUGCUAAGGCAAGUGGUCAAACUCUAAAAAUCAAAAAACUUCAUGUCAAAGGGAAAAAGACCAAUGAAUCCAAGAAGGGCAAGAAAGUAGCUUUACCGGGGGACACUGAGGAUGAAGACUCUGCCUCCACCAGCAGCUCUCUAAAAAGAGGAAACAAAGACCUCAAAAAGAGGAAAAUAGAGGAAAACACUUCUGUUAAUUUGUCGAAGCAAGACAGCUUUACUUCUGUUAAAAAGCCCAAGAGAGAUGACUCCAAGGACCUAGCUAUUUGCAGCAUGAUCCUGACUGAAAUGGAAACUCAUGAGGAUGCCUGGCCUUUUCUACUUCCUGUAAACUUGAAGCUUGUUCCUGGUUAUAAGAAGGUUAUUAAGAAGCCUAUGGAUUUUUCCACAAUCAGAGAGAAGCUAAGUAGUGGACAGUAUCCAAACCUCGAAACCUUCGCUGUAGAUGUCAGGCUUGUUUUUGACAACUGUGAAACAUUUAAUGAAGAUGAUUCUGACAUAGGCAGAGCCGGCCACAGUAUGAGAAAGUAUUUUGAAAAAAAGUGGACAGAUACUUUCAAAGUGAGCUGAAGUUAAAAUAAUCUUUUUUUUUUCCUUUUAAACAAGGACAAAUGAGACCAGCAAUGUGAACUAUAUUUACAUAAACGUGCAAGGCACAUACAAAAUGACUUUUCUUUUUCUUAAUAUAAGUAUCAGAAAAAUUUUUAAUGGCUUCACUCCUACAAACAGCCAAGGCCCUUGGUUAUUGGUUUGUGUGAUUUAUCAGCUAAUUUAGGUAGAACAGGGAAGCACACCCAAAGAAUUUUCAAAGGAAAGGGUGUUUAUAGUGCAAUAGCAAUUAAAAUAUAUCAAAUCGCACUGAAUAUUCAACACCAGAGCUCUAAUGCGGGAAAUGGUUCUCCUUUCCCUCUCAAUAAAUAUCUAUUUUUCAUUUUUUUUACUUUGUAGUUUAUUUUUUAGUGAAUGUAUUUAAUUUUAUGAAUUAUUUAUGAUUAAACCACAUCCAGAAUCUUCGUUUUCUGUGAAAAGGAAGAACUAGAAAAUUGCUUUAAAUCUUGAAAAUACAACAAGGAAUGUUUUAAAAUAUAAAACAAAGCCAAGUUAAACUGUUUACACUGAUGUGCUCGAAAAAAGCACCAAAAAUAAACUUUACUGUAGAGUUACAAGUACAUUUAUAUAUAUAUGUUGCUGCAUCACUUGUGUAGUUAAAUUGUAUUUCAAAACAGUGAGAAGAAUUGACUUGUAUAUACUGUUCAUUAUUGUUUAUAUUAAGUCUCGUUUUAAAUAUGUAUUAUGUGUAUAUAUUGUUUGCAGACAUUAUCGUUUAUGCCUUAGGAGGACCGUAGCAUUUUAUUUUAGUCUGAAGGUAAUUAUAGCUAUACAGCUUGUACAGUAAUUAUCCUCUACCGACACUGUGGCGUCUCCUUAAUCUUGGUAGUGCCUGCCUUUGAAACAGGGUGUAGGGGAUAUUAGUUUUCCAUUUUUCUAUUUUGUUAUAUAAUUUUAAGCCACCAGGGCCUAAAUUAAAGUAUAAUCAUUUGUAUCCAUGUGGAAUAAAAUUGUGACAAUUUCCUACACACACAGUAUUUUUUCAUAGAAACAUUUCCCUCGCAUUUGCCUUGCCUCAGAAAUAAAUUGAAAAGACAUUUGUAACCACUGUGUUUUAUCUACUGUGUGUUGUGGUGGCCUGUUGGAGGCAAAUAGAUCAGAAUUUUUUUUUUGUAUACCUAUGUAAGAGUACUUGAAGUUUUAUUUAAAAUAAAAUGUUGUGGAAAAGGUA